Molecule: messenger RNA, 1005 nt
Organism: Phytophthora infestans T30-4
Lineage: Eukaryota; Oomycota; Peronosporomycetes; Peronosporales; Peronosporaceae
Exons: 7
Coding region: 1-1005 (334 amino acids)
Source: RefSeq, a predicted model, not a curated record
AUGAAAGUAGUGCGUGAGCUGCUGACGGAGACACCGGAGCUGGCAGGGGACCUGUUGGGGUUAAUUCAGAUGGUAGACGAUGGAGAGGUAGCUGUCAUCGGGGGUAUCGAGAACCGACGCAUCCGCUCCAAGCUGAAAGAGCUCUUUCCGUUGCUGGGAUUGGUCAAGCUUAGAGAACCUAAGGGUGCAUUUGCCAAGCCGCGUAAGGCUAAGGAUAAUGGAGAGGGUCUCAUGGAGGUGUUCCAGAGAAUGCUGUCUGGAGACAGCGACAAGGUUGCGAGAUUGCCCAGCAGUGAUGUUCAGAAUGAUGACAGUGACGAUGAGGUUGUCGGUCCAUCACUACCUGGCAUGAAGGGAUUCCGGCUGGCAGAUGAGCGCGUUGAAGCGGAGAUGGCACGUAAAGCAGAGCAGUUGGAAAAGGAGCAGUGGCAACGUGCACGUAAUGAAGCAUGGAUGACUAUGAUGCCCGAAAGCUCAAUCCUGAAGGAUUCUCUAGGACCCCAGAACAGACCUCCUCCUGGCAAACCCGCGGCAUUCCGCAGCAAGGAGCCGGCAGCAGUGGAUAAGACGUGGUUUGAUUCUCCUGAAGAACGAGAACGUGCGAAACGCGCCAAGCUGGACAUGGAGUUGCUUGGUUACGUCCGCGAGGAAAAUGCUCCUAGCGUUGAAGCCGCUAGUAAGAUAUCCUCGACUACAGUACAGCCAAGCGUGAACGAAUCGAUCCUCCCGAAUGCGAACCCCGAAGCAGACGAAGAAAUGCGGAAGCAAAUGGAUAAACUGCGAAAGUCACGCGGACCAUCGCUGUUAGAGCAGCACCAGCGCAAACAAGCUGAGCAGGCGAAAAGUGAAGCAGAGUCUACCCAGAACGUUGGUGGAUGGAACAGGGAUCGAGACCUUACAGUUCGUCGGGGAAUGUCUGGGGACGAUGCAGAGCGCAUGAUUUCGGCGGCAAAGCAGAUCAACUCGAAGUUCACGGCACCGACAAUUUCACGGCAGUUCUUGUAG